GUUGUUUCCCUUAACCUGUUCAAUUGAUAGGUGAUUGCGUAUUGUCACGUUGCACUCAUCCUAUCAUUCAAGGGGAACUACGCUAUUUAUUUGAUCUCCAUCGUAUCUCUGUGUGUUUUCCGUGUUUGGAGUUCCUUUUUGUGUUAACAACCUUUCAGAUUUCAGCAUCUGUUGCUGCUGCUGCUGCUGCUGUUGUUGUUGUUGUUGUUGUCUUGUCCCAGUCUUAAGGAGAUCAAUAAACAGGUCCCAUUAACAUAACAAGCGACUAGCUAAUCAGCCACACAUAUACACUCGUGACGCUUUAUCUCAACGCUUUAUCUCAACCAUUGUAUCAAUAAUGACAAAGAAACUACCGGCGCACGAAAAGAACAACAGGAAACCUAUAGGUAGGGCAUGCACGUUCUGUCAUAAAAAGCACCUACAGUGUGAUCCUGGAAGGCCGUGUAAGAACUGUGUUAAGAGAGGAGUUGCAGAUUCAUGUCAAGAUGUUGAAAGGAAAAGAGCCAAGUAUCUUACAGAGGCAAAGAAGUUACAGAGAGUUAGAAAGGCUAAGGCCGAGGCAGGUCAAGCUUCACCUGUUGCCAGGACUGAGUCUCAGAGCUCUGCUACAUCAACGUCGUUGGCAGGUUUAACACCGGCGGCAGUGAGGACUACCCAGCCCGAUGUUUCGGGACAGCUGAUGUUUCCAGAGUUGUGUGUACCUUUCCACCACGCGCUAGGCCACUCGCCUUUAAAUCCAGCGUCUGAUCUUAGUGAAAGCCCUUCAAUGGCUAAACCGAUCCGCCACUCAAUUCAAGAUAGAAACAAAAAUGAGAACGAGACCCAUACGCAGAGUAAGGACAGCAGUCAGGGUCUUAAUGACAGUCGAAGUGAGACUCGUACCGAGGGUCACACUCAUACACAACAGCUGGGCGUUGGAAAACAGAGUAUACUGCCGCAGCGUAACCCUUCACAGGAUAAUCAGAACUACCAUCAGCAACAUCAGACACCACAGUCACAGCAAGAGCACCAUCACCACAGCCAACAACAUAGAAACACAAGCACGGUGGACUCGCCGGAUGUCUUUUCAUCUCUCUUUGCUAACCAGGAGUAUGCGCAGUUGGCGGAUUUGUUAGACAAUAACAGUGCUAAAUCACCAAGCCAAAGCUCUGUGAUCUACAAUACUGAGUUCCAAACAUCUUUCCAAACAGAUAACAACACAAGACCUUACAUCUCACUCUCUGAUAAUUCAACAAACACUAAUAACAUGCUGCCAAACAUCAUGCUUGCGUCUGAUGGUCCAGACUACACCUCACCACUCAUAUUGAGACACUUGAUCAAGUCUCCAGAGGAAGUAUACACGUCCAAUUUACAACCUUAUAACUACCCAAAGGCAUACCAUGCAUUGUUGGACUACCUCAGAAAGAGAUUCAACAAGAACCAACUAAUUCAAAUCGCAGAAACAAUGGCUGCAUACCGUCCUAGUUUUAUUGCUGCUACGAGAUCGCUAGUGGAGAUGGACCUCUUGUUUGCAGAGAGGUCAUUCCAGAGAUCCUUGCUAGAGUAUGAAUCCAUGUCCUCUCUCAGUUCGAGUCCUACGAUCAUGUGGAGGCGUACCGGAGAGGUUGUCGCAGUGAGCACUGAGUUUUCAUCCCUGACUUCACACACAAAGACUGAGUUGCUCUCCAAGAGAACAUUCAUAAUUGAGCUGAUGAAUGACUCCAGUGCUUUGGACUAUUUCAGGCUCUUUAGCUCUGUUGCGUUUGGAGACUUGAACGGUGUCAUCAUCACCGAGUGCACGUUGAUGAGCCCCAACGGUGAGCAAAUCAGGUGCGCAUCUACAUGGACUGUCAAAAGAGACGUGUUUGAUAUUCCAAUGCUCAUAGUUGGCCAGUUUCUUCCAAUCCUGCAGGUUAAAUGAAAUACACAUAUCUUCAACUCUGAAUACUACAGAACGUCAUAACUACUCGACACAAGUUGUAGUUCGGCGUUUAGCUCCCUGUAGUAUACGCAUAGACACAGCACAUAACGUGUACUCGGGAUUGCGAGUUUGCAGAGGUGUGAUGCAGCCCGUUUUUAUUUUUUUCCUAAACUGCAAAAAAAGCGUGGGGUGCCACGAUCUGAGACCAUGACAUAACACAUAAGGGCGGGCUCAAUUUCCCCAUAUGUAACACUUGCUGUGAAUCGCUGCUGCUAUUGUCCAUAUUACUACACCUAACUAACUAACUAACCCCCCC
This is a messenger RNA of Williopsis jadinii, 2216 nucleotides long. It is a transcript of the gene GSM1, whose product is annotated as Gsm1p. The transcript has a single exon. Bases 338 to 1900 code for a protein of 520 amino acids. Gene Ontology annotation, molecular function: DNA-binding transcription factor activity, RNA polymerase II-specific; zinc ion binding; RNA polymerase II transcription regulatory region sequence-specific DNA binding. Gene Ontology annotation, cellular component: nucleus. The record is from RefSeq and is a predicted model, not a curated record. NCBI's taxonomy places the organism in Eukaryota, Fungi, Ascomycota, Saccharomycetes, Phaffomycetales, Wickerhamomycetaceae. Gene Ontology annotation, biological process: regulation of DNA-templated transcription; cellular response to starvation.